AGGUACUCAAGUAUCAUUGUGUGUAAUGUAGGAAACCGUUAAACUAAGUGAAAACAGACCAAAGAAGUUUAGAUCAGAAAAGUCCAUUCGAAAUGUUAUUGACAAUCACACACUGAUGCUAAAAAGUUCUAAGUUAAUUUGUCUCAUAACUGGUUUGCAAAAUUAGCAGAUUUUAAUUUAACCAUGCAGAAACACAAUUUAAUCCGGUCGCGCAAUCGGAUUAAAACGUGAUGUAUACAUGGCGCCAGCUCAUAAUACAAUAGAUUAUAAUGUAAAUGAAAACGAGUAUAUAGGCUUUAUAUCGUCAACUUUUGGUCUAAAAGUAAAAAUAAACUAUAUUUCAGGUUAAAUUGUAUUGCGACAGCGGAAGUAAGCAGUGUGCGCCAGGCUUGAGGCAGUGUUGCGAACAGAUGGCGGAUUUAUUAGAGAUUAAAUGAGGUUGCUAAACGGAGCGGACCUAUGAAGGAAAAUGGCGAGAAAAGCUGCAGCUCUCUUUCUUUGCACAUACAGCUGCACUACAAGGUUCCAGUUCAACUUCUAAAUAUGUGCAUCUGUCUUCUGAUUGACUAACACAUAGCAGGCAGAGCAUUACCUUCACCUGAUCUGUAUUUAAGACUGCACAAAAGCCUUCAUGUGUGUGAAACAUGAACAUGACAACAGCGGAAAAGACAAAUGUGCUUAAACUGCUCGUCCUUCUAUUUAGCCAUUUUAUUGUCUCAAGCCAGUUAAUUUGCCGCAGACCCCGCUAUCAUGACUGGCACACUCAGCCAAGGAACAUCACCCUGAGGUUGUCUGUCAUGGAGAACACCUGCAAGAAUGUGAAUCACUGCUGGAAUGGUAUUUUGGAAAGUGCGCAAGAGUACUGGAUGGAUCAAUCGUAUGCAUUUCCUCAGUUAUGCCCCAUGGAGGUCCAGUUGGGAGAUAAACUGUUUGCCUUCACUGACCCAAUACUAGAGCAGUAUGGAAUAAAUCUAAUUAAUGUGUCAAAAGAAGAAUUUGACAUUUGCUUUACAGAGCAAGUAGAGAACCAACACCUUUUUGCCAGCUGUAUGAAUGGUAGCAUGCAGGUGGCCUCAAAGUGGCUUUCCCCUGGCAUUCAUUAUUUCACCGCCACUCAUAAAGGCAGUAGCCAUUUAUGCCAGCUUGGCCUCCGCUUUACUGUGCUGGUCAAAGAGCAACACUGUCAGAGCUCUCCACAUUUCCGCUUGUGCUCAGGAAAAGGUGUUUGUAGGGCGAAAAUUGGGCAGUUUGCAUAUGGCUGUCAGUGCCACAAGCCCUACUUUGAACCAUAUUGUGAAGCUUUGGACAUGUGUUCUGAAGGUCCAUGCUUAAAUGGUGCAAUCUGCAUAGGCAUUCACUCUGCUCAACCAAGUCAGGCUUCUUACCAGUGCUUGUGCCCAUCAGUAUUUACAGGUAUUAACUGCUCUGAAAUACUUGGCCAAAGCAACUGUGUCAAGCGCUGCAGAAGUGGGGUGUGUCUACCAGUGUCGCCAAAAUCCUUUCGAUGUGAAUGCUUCAUUGGAUACACAGGCAAGUAGAAUAAACUGUAACAUGCAUCUAGUUAAGUUAAUGUGAAAUAACCUGAUCCACUUAAGUUAAGUUAAUG
Pangasianodon hypophthalmus (striped catfish) is the source of this 1606-nucleotide messenger RNA. RefSeq names its product protein eyes shut homolog. The record is from RefSeq and is a predicted model, not a curated record. The transcript has 3 exons. The coding region runs from base 645 to 1538 and encodes 297 amino acids. Lineage: Eukaryota; Metazoa; Chordata; Actinopteri; Siluriformes; Pangasiidae.